AUGGUAAAUCAUGAUUCUCUUCAGACAGUCAUGAAUAAUUCCCCUGUCAAACGGUCGAUUGCCGAUGAUUCAAGUAUCGUUAUUGAAAAAGAUGAAGGAGAGAAGAGGAUCGAAGAAGUUCUCAUCGAAGUUGAGCGGUUUGUCGUCAACGUUUUCCAAUGGACUUGUUUGAUCAUCCUUGUUUUCACUGCAAUAAUUUAUCAACUAUUUCUUUGA
Messenger RNA from Caenorhabditis remanei, 216 nucleotides. RefSeq lists its product as uncharacterized. NCBI's taxonomy places the organism in Eukaryota, Metazoa, Nematoda, Chromadorea, Rhabditida, Rhabditidae. The coding region runs from base 1 to 216 and encodes 71 amino acids. The transcript has a single exon. The record is from RefSeq and is a predicted model, not a curated record.